Chiloscyllium plagiosum (whitespotted bambooshark) is the source of this 2076-nucleotide messenger RNA. RefSeq names its product SPRY domain-containing protein 4-like. Gene Ontology annotation, molecular function: protein binding. The record is from RefSeq and is a predicted model, not a curated record. NCBI's taxonomy places the organism in Eukaryota, Metazoa, Chordata, Chondrichthyes, Orectolobiformes, Hemiscylliidae.
UUGCCUGACCUGCUGAGUUUCUCCAGUAAUUUCUAUUUGCUUCUGAAAGAGGAAACCGUCGGUUCUCCAACAUACAAUUAACCACCAGAGGGACCCAGCACAGACUUCGACGGAGCCGCUGAUGAAAUCACGCAUUGCCCGCGAGGCAACGUCAUGACGUUGAGACGGACCGUAUCUGGGUUAAAGAUGGCGGCGGGCUGGAGGACUUUGCGAGGAACUGGUUAUCGGUUGUUGCUUGGGGCGGCGAGGAGGCAACUGUGUGUCCUGGAUUUUCCCAAACGCUACUUAAAUUUCAAAUUGGAUGAGAAGACCGCUCACAGUUGCUUAGACCUUUUCAAAAAAGAGACUGGAGUUAUCUACCGUAUGAUUGGCAUUGACCCAAGUAAAGUGCCAAAAAACCCUGAGCGCUUCAGAGAGUGGGCUGUGGUCUUGGCUGAUGUGACUCUUUCAACUGGGAGACAUUACUGGGAAGUAACAGUGAAACGAUCUCAAGAGUUCCGAAUUGGGGUGGCAGAGGCAAACAUGUCACGAGAAGAAUGUAUUGGUGCCAAUGAUUGCUCCUGGGUUUAUGCCUAUCUCCAGAGGAAGUGGUACUCCAUGUCUUCCAGUGAGAUGGUACCGGUUGACUUCUUUGGAAAGCCUGAUCGAGUGGGCUUUCUUCUGGACUGUGACGACAAGGAGCUUAGUUUAAUAGAUGUUGAGAAAGCGGCGGUUGUUAGCACAAUAACAGCUGAUUUCAAGAUGCCACUAGUUCCAGCCUUUGCGCUAUGGGAUGGAGAGCUCUUGACACAUUCAGGCAUGGCCAUUCUGCAAGGCAUCUGAAUUCCCUCCUGCCUUCCAGUGAAGGUGCUUUCUAUCUGGACUUCAUUCUGUUCGCUGUGUAAUUUUUCAGGAAUUGGCUACAAUAAUUCAUCUUUUUGAACAAGAGUUAUCCUUUUGACCUCUUGAUGUACUGUCUAAAAAACUGUGUCCAUGUUUUAUCCAGCUAUGAGCAAUAUACAAAUGCUGCUAUUAUUGAGAUCCAUGUAAUUUCCUGAGGAUACACAUGUAACCUCUCUUUAGUGUGGAAGAGAAUUUUACAAAGAAAAACAGACUUUGGUCCUUGUUAACAAUGAGAGGACUUAAAUCUCUAUGGGCUGGUUCUGGUUCUGGCUUUGUGCAACUCUUUCCACAUUGGAUAAUUGCAUCACCAGCUCUUAAAAUGCCAAGAUGUAACUAAGGGGAUGUGCUCAAUUGAGGUGUAGAGGUCUGCAUUUUAAAAAAAAAAAAAGUCAAGACUGAAGAAGUAAAUGAUCAACAGUGUUGCAUGAAGUUAUAAUUAAGUAUUCUAUUCUAUCUGUAUUCUAAGAAUUUAAUAAAAUGUGAUUUUAAAAGCAUUGACUGUCAGCUUUACUGUAGUAAGAUACCCCAAGGCAUGUUACAGGGCCAUCAUCAAACAACCGUACACUGACCUGGGGAAUCUCAAUCCUCCACCAACCAGCCCCCAAGCUCAUAGUUCACCAACCCCUUACAACCCACUCUCCUUUCUGUUUGUAGACUUUGAGAUAGGUCUGCCUGGGCAGUCUAUUGUUUCUGCCUGUUCCUACCCCAAGGAACUUUAUUUCUUCCUACCUUUGUCUAGUCCCUUCUGACACUCAGUUUCAAAAUUUCCAAUUUGCAGGCUCUAGCCAUCUCCUCUUUACCAUGGAUUUACAAACCCUCGACAUAUCCAUCCCCCAUCAAAAUGGUCUUAGAGCUGUCUGUUUCUUCCUGGAAAGAAGGCUUGAACUGUCCCCACCCUCCUCCGCCUCGUCACGUUUGUCCCCAGUUUGAACAACUUCUUUAAUUCCUCUCACUUUCUUCAGGUUAAAGGGUUGGCCGUGGCUACUCGCAUGUGCCCCAGUUAUGCCUGUCUCUUUGUGGGAUAUGUGGAACAUUCCUGUUCCAGUCCUACUCUGACCCCACCCACAGCUCUUUUCUCCAGUAUGUUGAUGACCUCAGCAGUGAGGAUUCCCCCCUCAUCUCAGAGUCAUAGAGAUGUACAGCAUGGAAACAGACCCUUUGGUCCAACCCGUCCACACCGACCAGAUAUCCCAA